UUGUCUCUUUUUCUCAUCUACACUCUAACCGUUUAGCGGAUAUCGUGGACAUGGGUUCUGUGUCGGGUUCGGGUAAGAUCCACCACUGGAACGUGUUCGACGGCGUGAAGAUAAUCGCGGCGACGCCCGAGGCGCUGAUGGCGGAGAUUGAUUCUGCGAUCUCGGCUAUGGAACACUCACGCGCCACCGCUAUGCUCGACGAAGACGAGGGAUACGACGCGCGCGUGGCCGACGAGGCCUACAAGGCGGGCUGCGCCGCCCUCGCCGCCGGAAAGCUAGACGAGGCGCUCCGGUCACUGAACCUCUCUCUCGCGAAGUGCCCUCCCGACAAAGCCUCCGCGCUCGCAAAACUCAACUCGCUCAUCGCUCUCGCUUCUAACCACCUUCAAGCCUCCUCCAAAUGACAACGCGUCGUUUCGUCUCGUCGCGAUUCUUGUGAAUCUUGAACUGAGAUUACAAAGGAUGCUCUGAGGGUUUUCACUCGUGUUACUACUCUUCGUUAAUUAGGAGUGACAUUUGCAACGAAAGUUAGCUGGCGUAUUCAUGUUUUAAGAAUUAUCCCUCCAACAAUGAACCCAUCCCUUCUCAUUUUCACUCCCUUAACUCCCACACCGAAGAAGCUUGCAUUUCUCAACCUUCAGCAACUUCACCUUAAUUCUUUUGCUCAUCUAUUUUUUAUGGCUCCAAAAGUGAAUUUCAUAGUUUCUAGUGAAUUACAUAAUCAUAAGCAUUGUCUCUCCAUCUUCCCUCCAUCUUCCGGUCAGUCAGGUUUGCGAUUGUUCGCCUUCUUCAUCUUCAUUCGCCCAGUUGUGGGUAUUUCAUUUUAUGGUUUCGUAGAAUAUUGUUUGCAAUUCGUUAUUCCCUCUCUCUUUGCUGUUGAAGAUGUAGGUUGUAGGGUGUGUUUCUACA
This is a messenger RNA of Vigna umbellata (rice bean), 909 nucleotides long. RefSeq lists its product as uncharacterized. Lineage: Eukaryota; Viridiplantae; Streptophyta; Magnoliopsida; Fabales; Fabaceae. The record is from RefSeq and is a predicted model, not a curated record.